CUAAAGUAUGAAAUUGCUGGAAUGUAAUUUUAAAUAAAUGUUAAAUAUUUUAAUUCAACAUGUGCUACGUAAUCACGUCCAUGCACGUAGCGCACGCACACAUCCACGCACCAUAAUUACCAUAGUUACGAGCUAAAAUGCAAGAUAGUAAACGGAGGUAAAUACAUAAAUUGUCAGGGGGUGAAAUGAAUGGUUCAAAUACAUUACAAUCGUAGGUCCAAACGGGAACUACUGAGAGGUUUUACACCAAUUUAGAUCCGGUUCCGUUUGACAAACAAUACAAAAAUAUAUGUAAAUCUAUUAUGUGAGAGUCAGUCGCGUUGCCAUCACUACCAAACAUUCUCCCAACAUUUGACCAAUCAGAUGCCUCCCCACUACCAACAAUCGUGAAAACCAAUCACAAUCGGUAGAACUACCAAGAAUGGCGCCGGAAACGAAAUGCCCAUAAAAGGAACGUCAAAUUCUUUGAGCGCCGAUAUUAAAACGUCCACUUGCUUUCAUAUGUUCUCAUUUAGCUCCAACACAAUAUAGAAUUGAAGAAAUAUACAGAAGCCAUUUUGUAGCGUACAUUCGGGAUUAUAAAACAUUUUAAACUGCCGAAAACUCCUCUAACUUCUGUAUCCAUCUUCCCCCGGCGGGGGAUCGAACCGUUGACCUUUCGUUUCGCAGCGAAUUACCACAAGAGGAGCACAACCGCUCUUUCCUAUCUUCGUUGUUAAGAAGAAAUGUGAACCAGGUCGUCGUGUUAAAGUAUCGUAUGUCGUUACUUUACAUGGUGAUAACAGGGAGGCCAAAUAUUAAUUUAACGUUUCAUCUACAAUGUCAGUAACUGUUCCCGGACUUGAUAGGUUGUCAUGGCUACUGUAAAUUACCGAACUAACGUUAACUAACGAAUAUCCGUUGCAAACAACCUUAGCUUAGCUACUGAACGUGGUGUUGGGAAAACAAACUAGUAUUAAUUUAGGUUGUUGGAAGAGUUAAAUUUGAAGAAAAUCAUCUUUUUGUCAAAUUGUAAACAAAAGACAGUCUUUAAGUCAUUAUUACAUUAUCUGAAUGGUGUUCUUUUAUUGAGGGGGUGUUUAAAAAUGACUGCUAUGGUCCAAAGUGACCAGCGGGUGGCGCCAUUGUUCCACUCUCAAACUGUAUUUCCUCCUGAUUCCACUUCACUCACAGUCAUCAGUCAGGUUUAAUGGACCGUAUCUGCAGUAGCAGCUGUUGUAAAGUAUGUGUGUGAUAUACAGAUUUAAAGUCAGUGGGGAAAAAAAAGAAGCUUACUUAUGCGUCUUAUGGCCACAUAAGUAAGUGAAUUCCGAGUAAACUGCCUUUAUUCCUUAUGAUUUUAUGACAUUUAUGGUCUUAUUGUGUUGCCAGUUUCUCAACUGUAAUACGUUGUUAUUGACAUUACGAUAGUUACCGUAUAGCAGACACACACUCUCAUACCAAGUGGUAUUUUGAAAGUAUUUUGAGUGCACAUGUCAAUUAAGUAAUUGAGCAGAAGUGAGUGAGAGAGUCAGAGGGGGAGGAGGGCGCUGAGUCUGACAGUGGGCUCCAGACAGACUUACUGGCUGCAGAUGAAGUUUUCACUCACACUGCACCGUGGGACUUUUUUUUAGGAAUUCAUAUUAACCACCCAGACUCUCUAUAUCCUGACUGAGAUGUUGCGAUGUUCCGUGCAGCCUUACAAAGCGUGGACUUGUUUUGGCUGAUUUUGUUUUAUUUUGUUUUUCUACCGGAGACCGGCUGUAGAUCAGCCGAUGUGGACAGCUGUCAUGAGGUGAAGACAGCCUACAUGAUGCGCCAAAUAGGCCCGGUGGAGCUGGUGCCAGACAGGCCGGGAACAGAUGAGUCUCUGCGAGUGUGUGUCCACCCUGGGCCCAGCUGCUGCACCAGUAAGAUGGAGGACAGCUACAUGGCGGCAGUUCGCAGUGAGACGCAGCAGAAGAUGCGAUCCUACAGCUUUGAACUUAAGUACCUGAUCGCUGGACACACCAAGGCCUACCAAGAAACCUUCGAGUCGCUUGUGUCGUUCACAUCUAACCUGACCAGCACUCUGUUCGACAACGCCUACUCCGCGCUGGCGUCCGACUGUCGCCCCCUAGUGUUUGAGUUGUUCAGCAGCAUCAAACACCACCUCUCUGGAGACUCAAAUUCCUCACUGGACGACACUGUGCGUCAGUUCUACAAUGACCUUUUCCCGUUGGUCUACCGCCGCCUGCUCAAUCCCGGAAUCGGCCACACGUCACCCCAGUCCUAUUCCUCCCCCUCCACCAAUCAGGACGAGUGCCUGCGGAUGACGCGGCAGGAUGUCAGCCCUUUCGGACCCCAUCCUCGGCUCCUGGUCAGCAGCUUGUCCCGUGCGCUCAGGGUGGGCCGAGCACUGAGCCAACUGCUUAGACUGGCCGGAGAGGUUGUGAACGCGACAGAGAAGGCAACCUUAUCCAGAGAGUGUGGACGAGGCUUAGUGAGGAUGCAGUACUGUUCCCACUGCAGAGGGCUGACACUGAUACGGCCCUGUACCGGACUGUGCGUCAACAUUAUGAGAGGAUGUCUGAUGGGCGUAUCAGAGCUUGGCGCCCCCUGGGGGAGUUUGGUGGUGUUGCUCCAACGGUUAGCUGCUACUUUAGCAACCAGCAGCAACCACAACAGCAUGGAGUUAGCUCUGUUAGCAGUCCGAAAUCAUGUGAAUGAUGCUAUACUGCACGCUCAACUGCAUGGGCCACGCAUUACAGCCACAGUAGAGAAGGUGUGUGGACCCCAGGCAGCUGGUCCCAUGAUGCCAAGUGCUAAUCCCACCGUCUCGCAUGUUACGACCUCUGUAAGCCCUGCUACAUCACUAACCUCAGAAAGGUCGUCUGUGACAUCGCCUCCCUCGGCGGGUCUGGCUGCUCAUCAGCGUCUGCUGCAGCAGUCCCGGAGGUCAUUCCUUCUUAAAGGUUCCAGAGGGGACAAGAGUCGCAGUCUGAAAAAACUCUCAAGGGAGUUUGAGGGCUCUAUCCAACGGUACCAGUGGUUUUUCUCAGAACUGCCAGAGAUGCUUUGUGAGAGUGAGAUGGAGGUUGAGCAGCACACAUGCUGGAAUGGCCAAGACGUCGUAGAGAGUUAUGCAGGUCGUGUGGUUGGCAGCACUUUAAAAGCCCAGAGGGAGAACCCAGAGAUGACUGUCCGUAAUACAGAUCCUGUCCUAAAGGGGGCGAAACAGAGGCUGGAGCAGCUAACACAGGAGCUAUUAGUGGAGCUCGGCUGGGCGAGCAAAGCCCGAGGAAAGGUAGAGGACGAGGAGGGAGGGAGCGCACAGACAGAGGGAGGCAGUGGAGACGACUGUGACGAUGAAGACGGCUGUGAAGCAUCUGGUGAGGAGAAAGGGGAUGACACAGGUGAUACAUCCAGCGGUCGUAGUCCAGCAACGAAGGACAUGACUCCUCCUCGUCCUCGUCGCCCCGUCCCCCCUCAUCACCUCUCACCUCCACAGGUGGCUGUUCGAGGCUCAGCGCCCAACAUGUUGUCCAUUGAACCUUUGACCCUGGUGACCCUGCUGCUCCUACUGCUGUCACCAUGGGAACACCGCUGAUCGUGGAGAGAUGAUCCUUUAGACUGACAGAGACAAAAAGACUGAGAGACAACCACAUAUGUUUUGUGGUGAAGUUGAGUAUGUGGAGUUUUCUGUAAGCACAAGUCAACCACUCUGAUUGUUUUUGUUUUCGGGUGGAACCGGCUGGUGGGACAAAGUGUGGAUUCAUCACAGUUGCAGGUGCACAGUAUGCAUUAUUCACCUGUACUGACCUCUUCAUGUGUUUGUUUAUUUGUAUUUAACUCUGAUAGGAUAGAUUGCACAGCACUACUGACUUUUUUGAAGAGAGAUGUAAAUACAAAUAUAUAUAUAUUAUAUAUUUAUAUGAAGAAUUUCUAUAGAUAACAAUGGCUUGAUGUGUAAAUAGAGACUAAUAUAGGACAGAGCAGACUGACUUGGAUGUUAAAGGGUUGUUUGGUUUAGUUUGACCUUUACAUUAUGUAUCCCCCACAGAGAUUAAAAUCCAUGACAGCUAAAGUUCAACCUGGAGGCCUUCACUGUAGCAACAGUGUGCAGAAGGCAAACUUGUGAGGACUUAUUAAUGUUGAAGGGAACGAAGCGCAGAGAGCUAAACAUAGGCUGGAAAAGGACAUUAAGACUGUUUCUCAAAGGGCACAACAACCAGUUAUGUGAUACUUCAGAGCAUUUACAGAUGGCCAUGCAGCAUAAUGAAGAAUUUGACAGUUUGGCCUGUCAGCCUGUGCAGACUGAAGCCAAUACGCCACUUUUUUCCCCCCACACAAGUAUGCUCUUUGUUCAUGCAAGCUGGGGAAUUUUCUUUUUUUUAAUUUAUGCGGGGAGUAUGCUGAGAGUUUUAAUUGUGUGAGACUUAUUCAAAAUUCAAAUUCCUUUAACAGCCGAGAUCUCUCCCGAAAAAUGGUGUCCUUUGUCAUUUUUAGGCACACAAUACCUUUUAUAGUGUUGGUAGUUUCAGAAAAUGUGACUAUAAGAUAAUAAGACUUCUCAAGGGAGAGCUGUAACAGUUUCCAUUUCAACAUCAAUUUCACUUGUAAGCUGUCACAACCAUACUCAAAAUAAAGCCCUGUUAAAAAAAGCCCUAAAUAUUAGCAAGCACCUAAUACAAGGAAAGACUAAAUAUGAACAAUGGGUAAUAUGAAAUCUCAUUAUCGUGUGCAAACACUGAACUGUCACAGUGAUUUCAUAGGCUGGCUGGUCUCCAAUUGUAUUAAUUAAAAACUGCAAGAUAAUACAUAAGACAUCCAAUAAAAUAUUAUAUAGUUAUAGCUUUUUCUAAGUCUGAUACACGUGUUAUCAGCUCGUCUCCGUAUCCAGUAAAGAGGAGAGACGAAGCAACAAGAGGCUGAUCAGAGUACAGCUGAGCCCAGAUCCAAACAUGUGAAUUAAAUGUAAUUCAUAUUAAUUAGGACUAUCAAGUUCUCCUGGCUCUCUGUUGAGUCUCAAACCCCCCAAACUGCACACAACAGCAGAACAGACAACUGGAAUACUGAUUCAAAUGGAACAAAUGAACCAGCUGAAGGACACUGGGUACAUUUCUCUCAGUGAGUGACCAGCUUUCUUCUCAGAUCACCAUUUCUGUUCCACAUAGUCUUUUGACAAUAGCAAAAUUCCCAUAUAAUGAAUGUUCUUUCAUCACCUGAGACCAUUUAUUUAUGAAGGAACCUGAGUGACAGAUGAGACAACAUGAGAAAUACCAUUAAGAGCUGAAGCGUGCGAGUUAUCUGGGCAGGGAGCCCAAAUACCGUGUUAGCUAGCGGGAUGCUUUUACAACAUAAUCUGUCAAACAAAUGUCCUAUUAUUUGAUUACUAUUUAAACGUUAUACCCAAAUGAGAUGAGAUUUUGGAUUCGAGCCAACCCCUCCAUCUUUCAUCGCCCUUGCUAGGUGACCUAUAUAAACACACCACCAACACACACACAAACACGUACAGAGACCCUAAACAGGAUAAGUGAAUAAAUAUAAAGGAUGGAUAUGCGUCAUUUUAUUGUUUUCUCAACCUGGUGUAAGAUCAGGGUGGGAUAUUGACAGCUAUUUUAAACACAUAAAAAAAUAUGUUUUCAUAUAUUUGUCGUGAAUGAAGUGUGAAUCUCGUUGGUGCAUAUUUGUAUACGAGAGGGAGCAAUGUUAUGUCAAGAAUAGAAAUUACUGUUUGAUGUUCCUCUAGUGCUCUGUUGUCAUAAAGGUUCUCAGCAUGUGUGUUGAGGCACACUGGUGUGCCAUGGAGCUGUGCUGUGUCGUUGUUAUAUAAAAUCUUUGGUAAUACUUCAUAAAAAGGGUACAAGUAAUAUACUUAAGUAGUACUGAACUAAUGCAUGACUCAUGAUGGUUUAAAGCCUGAAUUAAUGCUGGAUGUACAUGAAUUCCUGUUUUUCACCACUAAAAGAUGAUUAAGUUACUUCAUCAUCCAGUAAUCUUGCAUUAAUUAAUGAAUUAAAUCAUCAUGAGUUAUGCAUUAUUUAAGUAAUAUUUAAGUAUAUGACUUGUACCCUUAUUAUAAAUUGUUACCAAAUCAAUAAAUGUACUUUAAUUGAAGUUUAACAGCUCUUUUUGUUUAGAGAUUCUAAUUUGUUGUAAUGUAGUAGUAUGCAGGAACACAGGGGACUGUGGUUUCUCUCACCAUACUCUGAGAACUGCUGCGUGCCAAUUUAACAAACUAAACCGGUGACUCUCAUGUGAGAUGUAAAUAAACCUACUGCACCAUGUCCUGCUGCUCUGUUGUGUCAUAAUCUUCAUCUUAAUAUCCUCAGUAAUAAAUUGUUUUCAGAUA
Molecule: messenger RNA, 6313 nt
Organism: Dicentrarchus labrax (European seabass)
Lineage: Eukaryota; Metazoa; Chordata; Actinopteri; Moronidae
Product: glypican-5-like
Exons: 11
Coding region: 1664-3568 (634 amino acids)
Biological process (GO): positive regulation of canonical Wnt signaling pathway; regulation of protein localization to membrane; cell migration
Cellular component (GO): extracellular region; plasma membrane; cell surface
Source: RefSeq, a predicted model, not a curated record